This is a messenger RNA of Fonsecaea erecta, 1770 nucleotides long. RefSeq lists its product as hypothetical. The record is from RefSeq and is a predicted model, not a curated record. Bases 1 to 1770 code for a protein of 589 amino acids. The transcript is spliced from 2 exons. Lineage: Eukaryota; Fungi; Ascomycota; Eurotiomycetes; Chaetothyriales; Herpotrichiellaceae.
AUGCGCGGUGGCUCGAGUGGUAUAGGUGUGAUUAUAUCCGCAAUCAGCCUCAAUUGUCGACGGCAUAUAGCUAACCACGAUACCGCCCGAAAAGCAGACGCGCCUGAUGCAUCUCGCUCGCCAGAUCCUCAAGCCCCUUCUCCUACCAAUUUCACCUUUGUGCACCAGGCUGAAGAUGUAGCUUCUUUGUCUCACAGACGGAUCAGCAACAGAGAGCAACGUCAUGCUAUCCGCUCCCAUGUCAUGCAACGUGUCCGUCAGGUGGAGCUGGCCCAAGGCAAGAAGAGGCCAACCGGGCGCCAGCGUGUUAAUGAUGGGAGCAAGCAAAAAGCGCGUAGCGAGUCCACUCACUCCGAACCGUCCGUGAGCAAUGAAUCCAUCGAAAAUAGUGCCAAUAGCCCUGUCAUCGUUGCUGGGAGCGAUACGUUUUGGCCGACUCAGUCUCCCCUUCCGUCCCCGCGUCUCAAUAUCACACCAGCUGCGCAAGCAUUCGACCCGUUCGAUACCUUGCCGACAAAUCGGCUACCGCAUCACACCUCAGAGAGCCUGCUGCAGUAUUGCUUUGAUGUUAUGCUCCCAAUGACGUUCUGUGUUGAGGCGAAACAAGCUCAUGACAAACUCGCCCGGCAACAAAUGGUGAUGAAUAGCAAGAUGUCGAACCCCGCCACGUUCCUGGGCUUCAUGGCGACGACGGCGGCCCAUCGAGCCAUCUUCUAUGGCCGACAUGAAGACCUCGCGCCUUCCAACUCCAACCAUGAUGACCUCAUCCUCGACCCGGACUAUAUCAGAGUCAAAAAUGAAGCAAUGGUGGCCGUUAGGCGAACGUUCGAUCAGCGUGCGAAUGUAGAUUACCAGAUGGUUGAGGCCUGCUUUGGACUUAUUUCGACUGCCACAGUUGUGGGCAAUUUCACAGAGGCCCGGAUACAUCUCAAAAUUCUCGAGCGCGUAACCUCCCAGCUGACCCUGUCCGAGGAGACGAUGAUGUGGUUACCGCUGUCAAAUGUCAAAGUCUCGGUUGGACUACUUCUGCCCCCGGUCCUCCCCUUACUGUUCACGCGCGAACCUCUCCCUGCAGAAGUUCUAUCUCGUGCUGGCCAGCAUCUUCCUUCUGGCAUGACUCGCUUAGGACAGGAUUUCCUGGAGCUCCAGGAAAUGAGCCAACCAUUGAAACUGCUGUUCAUCACCUUUGGCGAUGUGUGCCGUCUUUGCGAAAUGCACAGUACACCUCCUUGGAACCCGUCGCCGGCAGAAACCCUGAUUUUGCGGAAGAAGGCAACGGAGCUAGAAUUUGAUCUGCUCGCAUACCCCUAUGAAUCAGAUAUUUUUCGCCGAGACAGCAACAAUGAGCCAGAAAUACCCGCUUUGGAAGGGAUGCUCCGGCUUGCCGGCCUGGGAAUGCUCUCUAUUGCUCCCCACACAAUUCUCGCGCCUACUGGUCUCGGGAGAGCGCUGACGCACCAUCAGAAAGGGGCGGUUGAAAAGUGGCUCCACGAGGAGCGCUCCGGGGGUGUGGAAGAGGCGAAGGUCGUCUGCUGGGCUCUCUUCGUCUUUGUCCAAAACGCACUGAAACAGCCCGAGCAGCCGUUUUUCACGGAAUUACUGGCGCAGGUCGCCCAGGCAGCGGGACUCUCGACCUGGGAAGAGAUCGAAGAGGUCGUGUUUGGACUGCUGUAUAUGCCGUGGCUGCAGUCUUCGACCUGGAGAGGCAUCUGGGCCGACGUCUGCAAGGUCAGCGACUCGACUCAUCACCUCCAACACGACGUCCAAUGA